This is a messenger RNA of Cicer arietinum (chickpea), 1382 nucleotides long. RefSeq lists its product as uncharacterized. The record is from RefSeq and is a predicted model, not a curated record. Gene Ontology annotation, biological process: regulation of DNA-templated transcription. Gene Ontology annotation, cellular component: nucleus. Gene Ontology annotation, molecular function: protein dimerization activity; DNA-binding transcription factor activity. NCBI's taxonomy places the organism in Eukaryota, Viridiplantae, Streptophyta, Magnoliopsida, Fabales, Fabaceae.
UCUACUCUCAUCCUUCACAACAUUUCAUUUCCCUCCCUCUCCACGUUAUCAACAUUCUAUUUUCCAUACACAUUGCCCAGUGCGCACUUUAGCACGUAACAAGAUAUUAACAAUAUUAACAAACAACGACAAGUGAAAAAUGUUACACUGUCUCAACACUUCUGCGAAUCUUGGAGGAGGAGCAACCGUUUCGGAUAUGACAGUGUUGGAAAGACAAAGAGCAAGAAGAAAGUGGCAACAUGAACAUGAACAUGAACAUGAACAAGAGCAAGAUUACCAUGGUUACUUUUGCGGAAAUGGAUUCUCUUCUUCACAUCAAAUUAUGAUGGUUAAUGGCUGUGAUUCUGCUCUCGAUGAGGUGGUAGUUAACACUAAGAAAAGAAAAGCUAUGAAUUCAAAGGUUGUUGUUGUUGCGGAGGAAAGUGAUGAUGAUAACAAAGACAAGAGGAUCAAAGUGAGUGCAGAGGAAGAAGAUGAAUCUAAAAUUACGGAGCAAACAAAGGGACACAAGACUACAAAAUUCAACAAAAACAACAGGGAAAAUUCUGCUCAGACUUCCAAGGAAAAUUCAAAAGUUUCUGAGAAUCAAAAUCAAAAGCUUGAUUACAUUCAUGUUCGUGCACGUCGUGGUCAAGCCACUGAUAGUCAUAGCUUAGCUGAAAGAGUUAGAAGGGAAAAAAUAAGUGAGAGAAUGAAGUAUUUGCAAGAUUUAGUGCCAGGAUGCAACAAAAUUGCAGGCAAAGCUGGAAUGCUUGAUGAAAUCAUUAACUAUGUUCAGUCUCUUCAACGACAAGUUGAGUUCUUAUCAAUGAAAUUAGCUGCUGUAAACCCAAGACUUGAUUUCAACAUUGAUGAAUUAUUUGCCAAAGAGGUUUUUCCUCAAAAUUUUCCAAGCAUAGGGAUGCAAUCAGACAUGGCAAAUCCUUCAUAUCUUAACUUCAAUUCAAGCCAACAACUAGUUUCAUCACUUUCAUAUUGUGGUGGAAUAAUAAACAAUAUCGGACUAAUGCCUCCGGAUAUCGACAUUAGAAGGAACAUUAAUGCCCCUGCAUCUUUACCUGAAAUGUUUGUUGACUCAUCAUGUUUCACUCAUAUUCUACCCUCCUCAACUUUGGAAGGUGAUUUCCAAAACCUUCACAAUGUGAUUUUUGAUCAAGGACGAUCAACAUCAUUUCCUUCUCAGCCAUUUACAGGUUUGAUUGAAGCUAGUAAUCUGAAGAUGGAAAUGUAAACCACAAGAUUUUCUAUUAUAAUUUGUUGGAUGAGUCAUUCCAAAUGCUUCUUAUCAAGAUUCUUUUUCUAUUAAAGUACAUAAACAUAUUCUGGUUGUAUACUGCUCUCUAGUAUAAAUAAAUAAAUAAAUAAGAUCAUUGCAAAUUAAA